GGCGGCGGGGUGAGCCAAAAGCGUCGUGCGUGUUCUCAGUCGAGGCCUGCACAGAGGGCCAUGUUCGCGUAGUGUACAGCCGAGCAAGGAGUCAUUUGCGUUUAGCGUAGCCCAGCGCCGGCGAGUGCUGUCGUCCCGAGUCGUGCGCCCAUCUGUGCGCGGCGUCGUCGUCUGCUCGGCCAGAGUGUGCCCGUGAUUAGUAGUGUGUAGCAGCCCCCGCUCGGAAAGAAGCGCUUCUCGCCGCCCCCGUGUGACCAUGAUCAUGGAAAACGACAGUCAGCCGACCAACCCGGCCAGCCCCACGGAGGCGGCCCACGACCCCGGGAAGAUGUUCAUCGGGGGCCUGAGCUGGCAGACGGCGCCCGAAGGAUUACGGGAGUACUUCAGCAAGUUUGGUGACAUCACGGAAGUCAUGGUCAUGAAAGAUCCCUCGACGCGGCGCUCUCGGGGCUUCGGGUUCGUCACCUUCUCGGACCCGGCCAGUGUAGACAAGGUCCUAGCCAGCGGCCCCCACGAGUUGGACGGCAAAAAGAUUGAUCCAAAGAUUGCCUUCCCGAAGAGAGCACACCCAAAGGAAGGCCCUCCCGAAACACUGGCGUUAGCCCUUGACGGCAAUGUAAAUAGCUAUCUUGCGUACGCUUUCGAGGAGAUGGUGACCAGAACAAAGAAAGUGUUCGUCGGUGGCCUCUCUGCGCCCACAACGCUGGAGGACGUCAAGAAUUACUUCCAGCAGUUUGGAAGGAUAGAAGAUGCGAUGCUGAUGUUCGACAAGCAGACCAACAGGCACCGGGGGUUCGGGUUCGUGACAUUCGAGAACGAAGACGUUGUUGACAAAGUGUGCGAGAUCCACUUCCAUGAAAUAAACAACAAAAUGGUUGAAUGCAAGAAGGCGCAGCCCAAAGAAGUCAUGAUGCCCAACAAUGUGGCACGGGGAAGAGGUGCCGAACUGGUGUGGCCGUUGGGUGCUCUCACUGAUGCUGGCUUCCCAGCCUACGGCUACGGCCGUGGAGGCUACCCCGGCUACCCAGGAUUUGGCUACCCCUUCGCAGUGGAACUCAACGGGCAGCAGACGUCACCACCUCUACUAACACAAGCUCUUUCAGCGAACAGCCCGGGCCCCAUGGACAUGUACAGCUCGAGCCAGGACAGCGUCAGCUACGUGCAGGCCACGUCGCCGCAGCCCUCUGGAUUUCCCCCGCUCACCGUGAGCAUGGGCCCUCUGAUGGCGGCAGCGUUCACCAAUGGCUACCACUGAAAGAACUCUGCUCUUUGCUCUACUGUUCCUGGGCAAUGCAAGACAAAGUUGUUGGUCCUAGCCAAGGAACCUUCGAGUGAACUGCAGUCAGAAGAGAGAAAGCUUUCAGCUCCUUGGCUUCCUGUUCCUGUUUGCAAAGCCCCCGCUCACGUGUGUGCGGUCUGGAGAGAAGGCUGCCGACCUGCACACACACGCACCAUACGCUUGCACUGUUUCCUGGCUUCAUCAGUGGUGAUCCGCCUGCGGAUUCGCCUGCUCCUAUCAUAUGACAGGAGCCCUGCUUGUUUUGUUUGCUUCUUCCCUUGUUAAGGGAGAGAGAGGGUCUCAUUAUCGAAUGUUGCUAGACUGCUCUUUGUAUGACAACGAUUUCUCCCCCAUUUAUGCACACGAAAGGCUGUCCCGUAUUGCUGACUCUUCUUUGAUGCAUCACUUCUCAUACAAAGCAGGCCACACAGAAUGUCAUCUCUCCAUCAGUUCCUUUGAUCUUUUUGUCUUCCUGGCAAAGCACAUGAUGUCUUAAGUUUCUUUUUGCCUCAAACACUGCAAGAUCGAUUUCUCCUCUCAAGCAUUGCAAGAACACGGAGGCUGUUGAAUAGUGACCCAUACGAAUGAAGAAGGGUAAGACAGUGAAGCUAGGUUCCUAUUUUCAAAGUCAAUUUUUUUGUUCUAGUUAAAUGCAUUGCCCUUUUUUUUUUAUCAAGUGCACAUCACAAAGCACCUUUUAAACAUGGGUUACUGGAGGUGACCUUAAUAUGGUUUCUACCUUUUCCAGUGGGUUUAGUCGUCAUGACACUCAGCUUGCCCUUGCCCAUUGCUAAGUCUUCGUACAUACAAACAUGUACUUCAGAAUCCUGCUGUCACAAACACUGGUGGGAAAUAAUGAGCAAUAAGGCAUCUUGUUACCUCACAUUUUGUCUUGCCUGUCCUUUGAGUCAUGCCCAAUACCAUCGACGACCCUUCUGUUAAGCAUAAAGUACAUCGCAAAGUGGCAUCUGGCAGGAGCCAUCAUAACGAUGCAUAAUGAAACAAUCUAUUUGCAGUCAUGAAAGUAACAUAAGAAUAUUUUUUUCUGAAAUGGCUAUGCCAGACAAAUUUGUAUUAAUGAACUGUAGGCACAUUGUGAUCUAUCCCAGUGAUUGUGGUUGAGUUAGCCAAGACGAUUAAUGUGCUUGUUGGUCAUUUAAGAGGUGGCUUGUCCUCCAUGCAAAUAAAACAACAGUCUCACGCAGCCUGCUUUGGUGUUUAGUGUUUCACAUGGCCAAGUAUGAGUUGCCAACAGUCCUAUUCAGUGGAUUGUGCCACGAAAGCAGAUGGACAUGAGAGGCAAACAAAUUACAUAGUGUGUUGGUAAUGCUGUUGGCUAUUCACGUGUUUAUUUGAAUAUUCUCAGCGACCUUCGCUGCGUUUGUGGUGAUUGAUAGAGGCAUGCUCUAUUGCUCUCAAUGUGUGUAAUCUCUCUCUGCCCAACCUAUCUCACGCAGUGAUUACUCCCCAUUAGCCCCUACUUCACUCCACACAUAGUUCUGUCUUGACAUUUCUUCUGAACAAUAUGCCUACCUGUUUUUUAUGCCAUAAAAGAAUGCAAAAAAAUUCAAAACCAGAGCGCUGUGCACAACCAUUUCUUCGAAGCCCUUUCAUGUUCUUGCGAGUAUAUGUGUGUGCAUGAAUGUAUGUCCUAUACCAUUGUUGUGGGUCUUAAUUAACUGUGACGCUGCGCUGCUCCCGUGAAAGCAAAGCGCCACAUGCCAUUGCAGUGUUAUUUCUUUAUUUUAACUUAUUUCAAGUGUGUGCGAGCCACAUGCUUGUUACAAUAUGUGAAUGUCAUGAAUGAUCACGUAAAAAUGUACAUGCUUUUUUCACUUGUUUUAAAAUUUUAUUUCUUCUGCAGCACUAAAAAAUGUCAGCGAAAUGGCUGCACAGGCAUAAAAUGUACGCUAGAAUUACAGUCAGCACUGUCUCAUAGCUAGCCAUGCCAACUUUUAUUUUUGUCAUUAGUAUUUCUUUUUUGAUCCCUACUGUAAGCAUGCAAACGCAGCUGCAGUGGUGCCUUCUUUUUAUGCUUACCUAAGUUUUCUUUCCUGUGUAACACUGAACGGUUUGAUAUACUUGUGGCUGCAAUUUUUUAUAAAUUGUUAAAUGCUGAGGCUUUCACAUGAAGUCUAAUGCAGCAUAUUUCAUUUAUAGCAACAAAGCCUUGUGUAGUGCAGUAUUAUAAUUGCUGUCAUUAUGCAGAGGUUUUAUAACAUGAGUAGGUUGCGAUAGCUACAUUUAUUCUUAUUUCUUCUGGCUUUCAGUUCUUCAUGAUAUUAUGGUAGUUUUCUGAGCAGCAGCUUGGACCUAAUUAAAAGAAGCACCAAAAGAAGGUCCUCUUUCCAUAAUUUGACUUGCUAUAGAAUGAAUAACUCACAUCGCACUAUGCUGAAACAUCAGUAUGUUUACGAAGUUGUUUGGAUAACCAUGGCCCAUGUCAGAACACCCUCCUGUUUCACAGGGCUUGUGCAUAUUUGGUUGAAUUAUGAUAAGGACUUUUUUAUGCUAUCACUUUGCAUUAGCAAAUGUCAUUCGUGCAGCUACUAUAAUUAUCAGAGUGGAAUGCUAGGAGACCUAUCAUAGGCAAAGCCACUGGGUCUUUUUCGAAUGAUUCUUUAAGGUAAAGAGGAAACAAUGCACGUCUGAGACAGCUCAGUUUUAUAAAUAUCAGGGAACCAAGCAAGUACGACUUGAUAUAUUUUGCAGUUUGUAAAGCGUCGUUAUUAGACAGGUUUUCAUAUUUGUAUAUGUUUAGGUAGCACCAAGCUUCAAUGUCUUUUCUUAUUUAAUGCCUUUGCUUUUUUUUUCGGCUUCAUCAUUCAGCUGACCUGGCUAGUUAUAUACAUUUAAUACUUUGGUUUGGAAUAACUCAUGAAGUGCAUGUUACCACCUUAUACUGCUGUCUAUAUUAACUAUACUAAUUGAUUUAUUCCAACAGCAAGCAGCCAAAUACACACAAAGCUUCCGUGAAAACAUGCUUUCAAAAUAUUGUGAAUAUGGCUUGUUGCGAGUGAAAUGAAAGGAUUGUUACUGUCGACAACUAAACACUGCAUUAACUGGCACCUUGUACGCAAUGAAAAAAAAAAAAAAAAAGAAGAGCAAUACAAAACACUUGUCAUCAUGCACAUGUGACUCCUAUAACCUGACCUCUAUGUCCUUUAAAGGAACCUAUUGUUGAUGCUGAGAGGUUUUGUACUUUAUUUAUCUCAAGUAACCUUUUACUCUACAUGAAAAUGUUGUAUGUAUUUUCUUUGUGGGCCCAUUUGCAGUGACUUGCUUACUGUUUGUGACUUUUGUUCUCACUUUUACACUUGCAGUAGUGAUGCUUUAGAGGAACCUAAAGACAAGCCUGCCUAAGCACUUAGCCCCCAAAAUAUUCAACGAGUAGGAAUGGUUAGUAGAAUGCUUCACUCGUGUGAGUUUUGUGCCCCUUCCAGCAGUGCUAAUCAAAGUAUGACACUACAUGUAAUUUACCACAACUCUGUUGUUCACAAAAGCAUGAAUCUUGCAUCACGCAGCUGCUGUCAUCUUCUUUGGCUCCUGGCAGGCCCGACACGCUUGGGGUUCAUAUACACAUGUUAAACCUCAUGGAUAUUAUUUUUUAACAUGCACAUUAGUCAAGUUGUACAGAUGGUGCACUGUCAUCAUGUCUAUUAGCUUCAGUCUUUUUUUACUUGUUUUUGAUAUCUAUUGUGAAAAGGUUAGCCACUUCUAUGGCUGUUAAAAUGGCAUCAGAAUCUGCCGGGUCUCACGUUGUCAUCUUAAUCUUGUUAGUAAGCUAUGCUGUCACGUGAUAAGAUAUACAUAAAUAUCUGCCUUUAAGACGUAAAUGUGUAUUAGCACUUGUAGGACUAGCAUUGCUUAAUUACCACUAAGCAGCCUUGUUCCUGUAUCGAUGACUGCCUAAUAUCAGAGAUCCAUGAUAAUUAAUUAAAACUAUCAUGAAGUGGCAUAACAACGAAUGAUUAGCUAUGUGGGCAGAACUUACAAUUUGGAUUUUGAAUUGUCUUGAUUUCACUAAGGUGUGUGAUUGUCAAAAAAAAAACGCACCACUCUGUGUAACAUAAACUCACACAUGCUAAUGAGCAUUUUGCUUGAAGUCUCUUUGGUAUCCUGGACAAGCAGUUUCUGGCAAACUUUGAAUACAUGACGUAACCAAAAAUCAACUGCACACCUUGGUGUUCACAAGAACUGCUUCUUAAUGAAAGAAUAACAUGCUAUUGUUUGUUUGUUUUUCUUCUAAAGACGGUCCCAUUAUACAUCAGACUUCAACAGCAAUGCUUACCUGAAAUAUGGUAAAAAGUUACGUUUACUUGCAUAAUAUGCUGGACCAUGGCAAACAAGAAACUUUGGCAAUAUGAAAGGCUUCAUUUGGCACUUGUGAAGCAGUUCUUGGCAUUAAAUAUUUUGUCAACAGCUCAUGGCAUUUCAUUUUCUUUAUUUUGCGCUGUAGCAUUCAAUCAGUGGAUUAUUCCUAGUAACACACAAACAUGUACUGUAGUAAGCAGCACACAUAUACGCUAUGAAAAAAUACACGUCUUCCAAUACGUAGAAGAUAUAUAGGUUUAUGAAUGCGAGUAAAUAAUCAAGCUGGCAUCAACAUUGCGUUUAUUCAUUUUAUCGUUCGACAGAGCAAUAUACCUCCUAGACUUUUGCCACAGCAGGGGAGAAACCACUGAAAGCUGAGCCUUCUAUGCUAGUCAUUAACACUGUGUAACAAUAUUUUAUAAUCAACAGCCAUCUUGCUGUUCAUUUCUUUUCAUUUGAGUUGUUAGCAUUAUUUGUGAAAGAAAUGCAUUUCAUAGCAUUGUUCUUGUGCAAGCCAUGUAUUACUUUCGUUAUGUUUUCUCUCGUAAAUUAUGCCCCCAUGCAAGUUUAUAUGCACAACGCACAAAUUACUUUGAGUAUUCAGUGUUCACCUAUGCUCUAUCUCUUAUUUUGUUGUGUUCAGUAAAUUUCAGGCUUGUUAUCAGCUAUGAUGCUGUCGUGAGCUAUAAUCACAGAGCUUGAUUUAUGUUCUAAUAGUCCUUUAAGAUAUAAUCUGCUCACUACUUAUCAUAUAUAAAAAAUGUUGGUUUUAUGCAUUGUUUUUGGCGCUUCAUUUUUGAAAGUAGGGAAAAUAUAAGAAAUCUCAUAAAACAGCAAAAUAGAUGCCAUUGAGCAUGCAUCAUGAUUUUUGUGUUGACAUUCUCCUCACACAAUUGAGAAAAUUUUAAUUUAUUAUGAUUAAUAAAUUCAUUCUAACGUCAGUUAAUUCUAGCGUCAUUAAAAUAUAGUUCAUGUGACAGAGAAUAUGUACAAGGAAACGGCCUGUUUACAUAUAAUUUAGCAGAAAAAUUAAAUAUCCAGCUAUUUCUGUGGCUAAAAUGAAACAAGUACCAUGUAAACCACACGGCAGCAAUGGGAGUAUCUCUUGCUGACUUUUGGCAAAUCAUAAUUCUCGUCGUCGCCGCGAUAUUCAGCGAGUUUUACCAAUUCAUUUUGGAAGUAUGUGGCUUUCAUUGACUGUGCACAUAGCAGCCCUCAAGCUUUAUUGUUCUCAUUUUGUUUCCGUGCCUGUCAGCAUUUAUUUGGUAGUAACUCUUGUUUCCAUGCUUUCGUUCUAAACAAUCAGUUUUUCAUUUAGUCAGCUGUGGCUUCCUUAAUUUCCUCGUCAGUUACCAUGCAACUCAUACUGCUUUGAUAUGGAAGCACAUAACUAAUUGUUGCAACUGAGCAUAAAAAUUCUCAGUUGCAGCAAAACCACAUUUGUGAAAAGUUAUUGAUGCUGGUUGGUGCAUCCAUGAGGCAAAAAGUGCCCUCAUGUUGCAGAGGACAAGUAAUAAAAGACAGUUCUUACUCCUUAACCACAGUGGCUUUAAUGAGUUCAAGAGAAAUGAGAAAGGCUGCAGUUGCUCCAAGUGACCUCUGCCUUUAAGUAUGCGCACUCUAUGCAGACAAUAUUAGCUUAGCAGGUUCCAUGUACUUUAUCGUUUCUGGCUCUCUUCAUUGCAUUUGAUGUAGGCUGCUGAUGGUAAUGUAUAUAUAUAUAUAUAUAUAUUAGUCAGCAUAAAGCCACACUUUUCUCGCUACCUUGAGCAUUUUAACAAAUACCCUUUGGUGUCAGUCUUAGAACUUGCAAACACUUUCCUUUGAUCUGUACAUUAGCUUCCCCGCAUGUAGGCAGACAAAAUAACUAGAGGUGAUGCAGAUGCAUUACUGUGUCCUUUGCCUAAAUCGGUUCAAUGAAUAUUUUCAUCACCAUGCUUGGUGUAGAGAAACUCUUGAUUGAUAAAUGGCUCAGUUAUAUUGAGUAGCAGUUCAACGUAUGUACAAUAUCCUUAAGCAUUCAAAGUUUUCAACAAUAUCGCGCAAGCCUGGCGCGGGAAGAAAUAAACAAACAUGAAAAGAAAAAAAAAGAGAACAUGCACACAACGAUAUUUUUGUAUCGCUGACUUCUGGGGUGCCUCGUUGGGACAAAGGCAUGCAAACCCUCAAGGCUGCCCACACCUCAGUUGAAUCGCCGAAUGACGCGUUUGUAGGUGUUUUCGCCAUGCGUCGCGCCUCUCCUUUGGUCUUCCCUAAUGAACACAGUUGGCAUGCUGUUAAAAAGCACUGAACAUAAAACUCGAUUUCACUUUGCAGUUCGCCAUUUUUGUGUCUGCAAUAUUUUUCUCACUUAAAGACCAACUGCAUUUUGUUAUUUUACUUUAAUUUUUCCUUUCUUUAUGUGUCAUGUGUGAAGCAUAACAGGAUCAAUUCCAACACGGCAAUUGGUGCUUCAGCAAUGCUAGAGCAGAUGCAUUUUUACUGCUCCCCCAUUCACAGCUGUUACAGCUUGCAAGGCAAACGCUUGUGCACAAGUUGUGUAUUCCUGGAAAAUCCAACACUAAAGAGUGGUGUGUGAUAGGCUACUUCACUUCAACAUGCUGUUCCUUUGUGUUUUUUCACAUGCAUCUUGGCCUUCAACUCAUGUUAGAAGGUCACAAAAUGUGUGUUAUUUACUGCUAUUGAUAGAUGUGCAGUCAGCUAUUAACGUUCACCAGUGCAAAUUUUUUCUAACGUGCAGUUAUUUUGUGUGUCUAUCCAAUGCACAACCAUCGUAGUGUCAGUGCUGGCUCGAAAACUUCACUAGGGCAAUAUGACGCAUAUAUAUUUAUAAGAUGGCGUCUCUGGAAGAGUAAUAAUAUUUCUCACAGUACAUGAAAAAUGAAACAUAGCACACAAGGCUGCCACAACUUAAGCGCUUAUAAAUUUAGAUUUUGAAUUGUAUAAGUCUUUCUAGAAUAUGUUUGUAUAAUGAAGAUUGCCCUAUAUGCAGACAGAGUUAUUUAUGAGAUAUUGAUUUAUGAGAUAUUGAGAUUUAUGAGAUAUCAGGCUCAUUAUAGUCUGAUACACAUGAAUAAAGUUUUGAUUCAAAAAAAGGCUGCAGAGCAGUUCUUUGGGCUAGGUUCAUCAAUGCUAGGUUCAUCAAUACAGAAAACAAAAAUACAGCCUUCAUUACCACAGGCUGUGUCACCUGCCAAGUGUGUCACUGUUUUUCAUGCUCGGUACAUCUAGUCAUUUGAUUCUUGCUUUGACGUAUGAAAAAGUGAAGCCAAAUAUCUUACAAAUGGUAAUUCAAAAUUUGCAUGUAUUAGCCGUUCUAGAGACAUUUUUCAUUCUUCUUCAUUUUAUAUACUUCUUGUAGGUUUGCGCAUAACACUUUAAAUAAAUGCUUAAUCACAACUGAAAUCUUUUCAACCUAACAGUGACUAUCGAACUGAGCAAUACACAACAGAACAAUGUCGAUAAAAAAAAGUCGAAUGUGCUCUUCUCUAUUUAUUCACCUGCAAGGACACAAUCUAAAAAAAUGUUUUGAUGUUAUGGUGUGUACGCAUAUAAUAUACCAAUGACUAAAUAUGGUGAAAAAAGCAGCCUAUUUACCAAAGCACACACAUGUUAUAAUGAAAUGUAUGUGAUGUAUAGGCCACCUUGUUCUCUUUUGUACAAUGAUGGAUUGUUAUUGUUUUAUUUUUUUUUUUUUGUUGGUUCAAUAUGUAUGAAGCCAACACUAUUUCUAUCCUUGUGCACGUCAUUGUGCGAUUCCUAUGUAUGUGUGAAACACACGACAUGCACAACACGCCUCUCAGUGCACCACAACAUGCUUCAUACACACAAGAAAAUCUAAUAAAAAGUCAAAUGAGAUGAGACAGACAAAGAUAUAUUUGAAUGCUGUUGGCAUACUUUUUUUCUUGCACGUCUGUCUGUACAUAAAGCUGUGUAUGUAUGUAAAACAAUCCGUGUUCCACAUCUGGAGAAAUUCCAUAAAUAUCUGCCUUAUAUUGUGCUAUAUAUUCAACAAGUGAGAAAUACAGACACAAGACAUACAGCAAAGAAACACAACACUGACAAAACUUUACCGCACAACACAGACCAUUAGCCCCCUGUGGCAAGGCUCUGUGGUGUGGGGCCACUGAAAGCAAUAUGAUGUUACUGAACAUUACUCCAUGUACAUAUAUUUAUAUAUAUAUAUUACAAUUACCAACAACUCUCUCUCUAUAUAUAUAAAUAUAUAUAUUAGAACUGGUGACUGUCAUGUGCCAUGUAUGUGUGUGUUUUAAUAAUAUUGAUUAUGAUCACUGUUGUGUGAGUCCUGUCAAGGGGAAAGUGUAGCCUAAUAAGAGACCUCUUAUUUCUGGCCUCCUUCCUCGUGUAAGGCAAGUAGAACAUGCAGACACUCUCACACUUGCUUGCACACAAAAGAUACACACACUGUAAAUGCUGCCACCACUCUUCGGCUAUACCCUCUCCACGAUGGAGAAAGAAAGCAAGACUAACAUGUAAAGAAUUUUCUUGUUCCUUUUUCCACCCAGUAAAGCUUAAGGGCGGCAUUCAAACUAUGGCAAUAUACAUAUUAUAUACAUACUUAUACAUACUAUACAUACAUACUAUAAUAUAUAUACAAAUUAUAUAUUGGAAAAAAAAAUGACACUCAUAUAUGCCUGCUCUUGAAUAUGCACUGUAACCACGUGAAAGUCUCUCUCUCUCUCUCUCUACUUGUAUUUGCAAGCACAGUGUAUGAGGGAGAAAAGCAAGUCUUAUAGCUCUCAAUUUCCCCUUUUUUUUUUUCAUGCCUGCUUACUGCACACACAGAGAUGAUCAUCAAUGAAGCAACAGCUCUCACCAACCCUCAAACUAAAUUCAACCACAAUUUUUCUGGCUUUCCAACACAUUCGCUUGUUUCCACUAUUUCAACUAUGAAAGCAGCACUUUAUCUAAAAUAUAACCCCUUUUAUAAGGUUUCAUUUUAACUACAGAUUAGCAUCUUUUUUUUCUUCGAAGAGGUGCACACAAUAUUAUAAAAAGUUCACAACAACAUGUGUUAAUGUGACUGACCUUAAUUUUCUGUUUUGAGUGCUCUUCUAUUUGUUGUAUUUGUGCAAAAUUUGUCACAUCACAAGGUGUCAUGUGAAAAAGGGCACCAGGCAAAAUACGCGAUUGCUCUCUUUCAUUGUCCCCUGUCUCAAUAGCCAGGUGCUUCCAACUAGUGCAAUAAGAAGUGUUUCUACAGAGCCUCCUUGCCAUAAUUCAAACACACUGCUUGUGUGUGUGCAGAACAAUCUACCCUUCAAUUGUGGAAAUUUUGCUUUACACUGUUGGCCAAUUCAGACAGGUUAGAAAACUGAGGCCUAUGGUGCUGUCUUACUUUCAUUCAAGAUGAAAUGGCUUAGUUCCCGACCCUUUCUCGGAAGAUUUUCCAGCAACUAUAGCUCCAUACACAUACAUAUCUUGUUUCUUUCUCAGAUGAGUAAUUUCAUUUAGGUGAAUGUGUUGAAAAUAUAAUAUUAUUUUUAAUAUCCAAUACUGUGAGCUUUUCUUUUUGUAAGGAACUUUGUCUAUUCACCUACACUUUCAUUUGUCACCUCAAGGUGUGGCACUAUUUUCCUUUUGCAAAGGCCUCUCUACAUUACUUUGAUCUCACCAAAGGGGUCUUUUGGUGACACUUUCUACCAAACAACGAGCUUCAUUUUCAACUUCUCUGAAAAAUGGAGGCCACAGUCCACAAUGUCACUUGUGUGGGCGUGUUUCAGAGGCAUGCAGGUAGUGCCACAGCCAUGUGAGCGUUUACACAUACUGGUUAAGUAUAUUACACUACACACUGAGGUGGUUUGCAGCUUUCAAAGAAAGUAGUGCAAACAAAGCGUCUUAUAGUUAACGUUUGAGUUAGUGUUGUUCUUUACAGCCAAUUGAAAAACCUUUGCUAUUUCUGUGCUUUAUCAGUGCAAUCGAUGGUUCCUGGCAUCUUAAAAUUGAACAGAAUGCUCACUUGCGGUUCUGUUUAAGUAGUGGCUAGUCUGCCAGUGAGCUAUUUCACCACCUCACCAUUUAAUCAGAGAAGCUAUAGUAGUGCUGAUUGGCAACGGGUGGCAGUAAUUGCUGUUCUAAGUCUGUCUUAAAUGAUAAUUCAUAGCAAGCAAGCCUAAGAAGGAGCGCAAGUUUAAAAAUAUCCAUGUUCAGUGACUUGUUUCCCCUUUCCAACUUUUGCUCUCUCCAUGCAUAGAAUUUCGAGUCCUGUGCUUCAGAAAAUGAAUGAAAAUUCUACUCGACAUUUUGUUCAUAUUUGUUGCCCAGGCUAAGUGGCAAAUGAAAUUUUUUAAGUCAGUCAUUACAGACCAAAGAGGCUGUUGCAGAGUGUGCACACUGAUCGCAUUUUAUUUUAACAGGCAUAGUUCUGUUGAGCCUACGCUACAGCAGACAAGAAGUUUUGCCACACUUGUGUGGACAAAAAGGUAUGUUGAAACAGAAAAUGCAAUGUAUUGCUGUGUUUUGCUUCUGUACGUGAUGCACAUAGAUGAAAAUCCAGGGACAAUAAAGAAUACUAUAACAGGAAGUGCAGACUUAUUUCCAAAGGCACCGCAUCAGUGUGCAAAAUGUCUGCCUAUAUAAUGGUCCAAUUUUUCUUACACUCUUUCAUUUAUUAUUUUACAUUCAGUAAAUGACGGAGGUUGACAGAAAUACUACGGGAAAAUGGCUUGAAAAACACCCUACUUCCUUGCUUGAUGCAGUAAUUUUUCAAGAAACACAAAACAAAGAAAAAUGAGAUAUCAAUCCAGUGUGAGGAAACAAAAGAGAGAGGGAUGAGAGUUUUGAGACAUAAUAUAUAUAUAUAUAUAUAUAUAAAAUAUACAUAUAUUUUACAAGGUGUGAACGGCCCACAUGCUUUUUUGGAAAAGAAAGAAAUGACACCAAAAAUUGUUUGUUAUACUGCUAAUGUUCUUGAUGUGCAAGCGUCUUGGCAAAAACUUUGUUGUGUGUGUGUAUGUAUGUAUGUAUGUAUGUGUGUGCAUCUGAGUGACAGGCAGGACAUUUACAAAAGUCAGCCUCUACAUGUUACAAAAAUUGUGUGCCCAUUCUUUUCUUUUAAUGUCUCAUCUAUUCUACACUUUUUGUUUGUCAUGCGCUCCUCUUCGUGUCAACCUUGGUGAAAUUAGUUUGUUUUGUCAAAAAUAAAACCAACUUUUUGGUUCUGA
Dermacentor silvarum is the source of this 12777-nucleotide messenger RNA. RefSeq names its product RNA-binding protein Musashi homolog Rbp6 (gene Rbp6). NCBI's taxonomy places the organism in Eukaryota, Metazoa, Arthropoda, Arachnida, Ixodida, Ixodidae. The record is from RefSeq and is a predicted model, not a curated record. Gene Ontology annotation, molecular function: RNA binding. The transcript is spliced from 16 exons. Bases 257 to 1255 code for a protein of 332 amino acids. Gene Ontology annotation, cellular component: cytoplasm.